CAUUCCUCCUGGGGAAAGCAUGGGACGCGCCUCCUUGCAGCCCCUCGCUUGGAGCCCAGAAUGAGAGAGUGGUGGAUUCAAGUGGGGCUGCUGACGGUGCCACUCAUUGCUGUCUACCUCCACAUCCCGCCCCCAAAGCUCUCCCCAGCGCUGCACUCAUGGAGGUCAUCAGGGAGUUACUUCACAUACAUAAACCAGAAAAUCUUUUACAGAGACUCUACAGGUGCUGUUGGCAGUUCAGACAUUGUAGUUCUCUUGCACGGCUUUCCAACCUCUAGUUAUGAUUGGUAUAAGAUUUGGGAGGGCCUGACUCAGCGCUUUCACCGAGUGAUUGCUCUUGAUUUUGUUGGAUUUGGCUUCAGCGACAAACCUAGGCCCCAUCAAUAUUCCAUCUUUGAGCAAGCUAGCAUUGUGGAAGCGCUGUUAGAUCACCUGGGUCUCCUGAAUCAACGGAUCAACCUUUUGUCUCAUGACUACGGGGACACCGUUGCACAGGAGCUGCUCUACAGGUACGAACACAAUAAAACAGGGUGUGUUCUCAUCAAUAGUCUGUGUCUGUCAAAUGGAGGUAUUUUCCCAGAAACUCACCAUCCACUGUUCAUUCAGAAGAUUCUCAAAGAUGGGGGCCUGCUUUCACCAAUCAUUACCCGGCUAUCAAACUAUUUCUUCUUUACCAGAGGGCUUGCUGCAGUCUUUGGUCCAUACACUCAGCCUUCAGACGCUGAAUAUUGGGACAUAUGGACAGCAGUUCGAACAAAUGAUGGCAAUCUUGUGAUUGACAGUAUUUUACAGUACAUCAACCAACGGAUGAAGCACAGAGACCGCUGGGUUGGAGCUCUGCAAUCCACAUCUGUUCCCUUGCAUCUGAUCUAUGGGCCACUGGACCCUGUGAAUCCGUAUCCAGAGUUUCUGCAGCUCUACAAGGAAGUGCUUCCAAUGUCAACGGUGUCUGUUCUGGAUGACCACAUCAGCCACUAUCCCCAGUUGGAGGAUCCUCUGGGUUUCUUGAAUGCUUACUUGAACUUCAUCAACUCUUUCUGAGCCAGCAUCUUAGGAUGGGGCCAAAUAAGAACUCCAUCUCAGAGACAUUUUUCUUUGGUUUUUUACAUUGAAUAGGGCUAGACUGUGGACUUGGAAUUGCUGGGAAAAACUGCUCCAUGCAGCGUGCGAGAAAUGACUGCAGCUUCUCCUUUGGUUAGAAAACCUAUGGAAUAUUAGUAAGCAGUUCUCUGUUGGGAAAAGAAGAGGAAGUGGCUUGUCAGCAAGGUCAGCCACUGCUCCUUUGCACCAUUGCUCAAAAUGAGGAUAGGGCUGGGGGGGCUAACUUGGGCUGAUUUGCCUUUAAUUUGUGCUGCCCUUAAAGGAGAGGAAGGGAAGAGAUAUCUAUUAUAAUCUGCCAGGGAGAAAUCUUCCUUCCAUGGGUUAUUCUGUUUUUUCUCCCCCUCUCCCUGUCCCUUUGAAGGAACAGCGGGCAUGCUGUGGGCAUGUAUCCUUGGUGCUAGUCACUUCUCCCAUUUGGUCCCUGCAGGGCAUGACAUGGCCGUGCAGAUUUUUAAGGACUUGCCUGACUGAUGUGGUGGCAGGCUGUAGUGGAGCUGAGGUUCGGAUAGGGGGGAAAAGCCCCUUGAGUGCAAAGAGCUUUACUCAAAAUGCACUAGGGCUGCUGCAUACCAAUGCACAGGAGAGAAAGUCUGUAUAUCCUCAAAUGAUACUUAACUGCAAGGAUGGGAAUCAUGAAGGCUUCCAACUGUUGCAUUGCAACUCCCAGCAUUCCCUACCAUUGGCUGUGCUUCCUAGGGCUUCUGGAAGUUGCAGCCCAACAACAACUGGAGGGCUUCAUCAUUCCCACUGCUGCCUUAACUGGACACCCAGAGGCUUCCAUCCAAAGAAUGAAGAGAAACCAAGUUUUCCCAUAGUCCUGGGUGGGAGAGGAGACCCCCUUCAGAUUUCUUCCUAAGAGGGAUGGAAGUCUAAGCAGGCAGACCUUAAAGUCAGCUUUGGGCUGAUAUUUUUUCAGGGGUCGGUGUACCUCGGUGUUGUUUUCACCCUUGGAGAGGAAACAUCUCAGAAGUACUGUCUGGCCACUGAGAAAACCAGGGCUCACUGUGAAAAAAUACCCCUUUAAAGCAAAAAGCAGAACCAUCGAGAGGCGUGCUUGCACAUAUAUAGAGAGAUCCAGUUUCUUUCCACCCCACCUUCUCCUGCUAAAGGAUUAGGUAGAAGGUGAUGUGAAGGGUCUGUUCUAGGUCUUUGUAACCCAACCCAUGUUCUCUGUAAGCUCCUAGCAUAGUAAUUUAGUAGUUUCCCAACAGAACUGCUAGUUCAAAUUGGCUGGAUAUUCCUCCCUACCAGAAAGGAAUAUAGGAAAGGAGACAGGACAUGCCUUAGCAAAUGUGCCUCACUCUGUCCUUAGUUUAAGUGUGAAGAUGGGUAAAGGAACCCUAGGAUGGAUUUCCUCCCUGACAGUCUAUCUUAACCUUCCCUUAGAAGGAAACUGAGAAAGAAACCAGGUCUCUACAGCUGAAGGCUUUCAGCUCUACCUUUUGUGUGCUUGUCUGUUUCUGCAUGAGCCAUUUCAGGAAACUGGUAGGCUGCCAGGUGAAGAGAUUCGGAGUACAGUAGAGAAGUCUUGGUUUAAUACCUUCACUAACUCAAGCAGACACAACAGAGUUCAACGUGAGGCACAUCUUGUCUUAAGAGACAACACAAAGAUGUUCUGUCAGCUAUCACAUCUCACCCUGUUCUUGGCUAUCAGUCUGAGAACAAAAAUGGAAUUUGUGCUCUGUGUUCAGGCUUAAGCGGAUGGCAAACACUUUGCAUGAAGGACAGCAGCGAACCAAUGAAACAAAUGAGGAUGGUCAGUUUUAAAGGCAGACUUUCUUGUAUGUGAAUGCUUUGGGGCUGAUUUGCAGGAGGACUGAGGGGGGGGGGGCGUUUCAGCUGGCAAGUUUGCUUAGAGAACAGCAAGGUUAGGGACUUGCAUUGGCUUUUCAGGAUGUUAAGAGCACCACAAUUCAUCACCUUUUGGCCCAUUAUGGGCUUUUUUUAGAUAGAAGAGAAAGCCUUUUCCCCCCAAUAGGAAGUGCCCUGGACGUCAUAGUUUCUUGUCACUUCUUUUUUGGGGGUAAGGCUCUCUCCUAUCGUUAAAAUGGCCCAGAGAGGGGUCAAUUUAAAAAUAAGUAAAUAAAUCUGGGGUCUUGGAGAGCCUCAUGCAAGCUGUACUUUUCUCAUCCUGGCCCACACUGUGCAGAUAGCAAGCAAUAAACUUGGGAUCAAAGUUGGUGCUGAAGGACAUUUUCUCCUGCUCUGUUAGUACAAUUUACUAUCAUCCAUAAAAGAUGGCAAUGAAUUGGGGACCCUG
Molecule: messenger RNA, 3361 nt
Organism: Sceloporus undulatus (fence lizard)
Lineage: Eukaryota; Metazoa; Chordata; Lepidosauria; Squamata; Phrynosomatidae
Gene: MEST
Product: mesoderm specific transcript
Exons: 12
Coding region: 61-1041 (326 amino acids)
Molecular function (GO): catalytic activity
Source: RefSeq, a predicted model, not a curated record